UAGGAAACUCCAACUUUCACUGUUGGUUCUGUCCCCUACUUCGGCGCCUCCUUUGCGACGCUCCCAGGCCCAGAGUCCGCCCACUGCACGUGCUCAGCCGCCACUUCCGCUCCAGCUUCCGCUCCGGCCUCCCACCGAGCAAGAUGGCGGAGGAGCAAGAGUGUGUGCUGCAGCUGCCUCCCGCGGCUGCCGCUGGCGGCGAGGGACUCACGGAGGUCUCCCCGGAAACAACCACCCCAGAACCCCCUUCUUCCGCCGCAGUCUCCCCGGGGACAGAGGAACCUACUGGCGACACCAAGAAAAAAAUUGACAUCCUGCUAAAGGCUGUUGGAGACACCCCUAUCAUGAAAACAAAGAAAUGGGCAGUGGAGCGAACCCGAACCAUCCAAGGACUCAUUGACUUCAUCAAAAAAUUCCUUAAACUUGUGGCCUCAGAACAGUUGUUUAUUUAUGUGAAUCAAUCCUUUGCUCCUUCCCCAGACCAGGAAGUUGGAACCCUCUAUGAGUGUUUUGGCAGUGAUGGUAAACUGGUCCUACAUUACUGCAAGUCUCAGGCAUGGGGAUGAACCACAGAGAAAAACAACUUGCUACUUAAAAUGAAUUUUCACAGAGGAGACAGCUCUGAAAAGUCGAUGCUUGUGGCAAGAGACUUAACAGAUAUUAUCUAUUUGGCGUGUGUCUACUGUGACCCAUAUUUAUGCAUAAGAAAACAUCCAUAGUGUGAAUGGACUCACAAAAAUGUGAUUUGUAUCAAUAUACAAAUCAUCAUAAAAGACCCAUUGCUCCUACCCUUUAUUAUUAUUGCUGCAGAUCUGCCUCCAAGAUGGAAUAGGAGACUAAGACUGUAAACUUCUUCGUUACUAGUUCUCAAAAUUACUAAAAUUGUUAUAUAACUAGCACUCCAGUGAUUUUUUUUCCCAGUGGUAAAAUUUAAUUUGCCAAAGGGUUCUUAUUUCUCUUUUCUCUCUCUCUUUUUUUUUUUUUUUUUUUUUUAACGUAUUCAGGGAACUUCAGUUUGUUUGGGAUAUGGGAAAUUUACAUUUAUAUCCACUGUGUUACCUUGUAAAAUCGCAUUGACCUGCUGGCUGAAUACCUUAAAUAGUCCAGUAGAGGGCGGCCCAGCUGGCAGAAAGGCUUCAGCAGUUUGGUUUUACAUCUUUGCCAGGGGAAAAAGCUUUUCUUGCUGAUUUCUAGCUAAUAUGUAGCCAGGAGAGCCAGCAUUUUGGACAAACUGAAAGACUGUUUUAGAGAGUAUGGGAAACAGAGUUUUAUAAAUUCUGGACAAAGGAGUCAUACAGCUCUUUUCAGUUGUAUCAUUUAAUGAUUCUUGAGUCCUAAUCAUGUAACUGUGGUGUUACUGUCACUUAUUUAUAUAGUGUCAAAAGCACUCAUUGAGUAAACCUGGCAACAUCUUUGUUUCAUAAUGCAUUUUCCAACUUGAUAAUUUUCACUAGAUAAUUGAAAAACAGCCUUAGAUUUUACGCAUAUUUCAUACCAUGACCAAAAGAAUACCAUUUUUAGUGAUGCUAUUAGACUGGUAAGUGCUUAAAGUGAGAUUUAACUUUUUUUUUCUUCAUUCUCUAUUUUAUUUGUAAUGCCAUAUUUUUUAAAAAGUAUUCCAAUAAAUUGAAUGCAGUGUCCAAACAGGAUCUAAGAUAUGUACUAGAAUUCCAAGUGUUUAUUUUCAAAGGUAAUGUUGGGAAUGAUAUGAUUGUAUUGAAGGACUUCAACUACGCUUAAUGUCCCUUAAAUCCCAGAAUGCACUUUAUGAUCUGCUAUAUGUUAGCAUUAGGGGAUGCUAAGUAACAGUUAAUUUUGCAGUAAUAAAAUCACUGUUCAGUUCUCAUUUUCUGCCCAAACGUGAAUUUUUGUGUCCCCUAAUACCAGUGUCCCUGUGUAAUAAAUUAAUACAGCUAAUAGCACUAGAAUAAUACAAGUUGAGUUGUGUAAAAUUAUAAGAUUAGGGAUGAAAUUUGUAUAUAUAUUGAAAGCUGGAAAGUAUACUAUUUUCAAGUAAAGUCAGAUACGAAAAAGAUCUGUUCUUUUUCUACCUACAGUUUACCAAAGGAAAUGAAUAUAUUUAUUUAUGUGCAUAUAUAUUUAACAAAUAACAAAAAUGUGUUGAAUUUGUGUAUUAUGUUUGCUACUGAGGUAUCAGGUAGGUAGAACAUUAACUACCUCAACUAUCAGAAAUACUUGAGUUUGAAUUUGUAGCAUCAAUUUAGUUAUUUUUUAUUUAAAUAACUUGUUUGUUAACUCUAAGGUUAGCUAAAUAUGUAUACCUUAUUUUCUUACCUAAUAACCUUGAAGAAUAUAUAAGACUUCCCACUUUUUCAAACCAUAUUUAUGUUAUUAUGUCUUGAUCUUUACCCAAAGAAUUAAUCAUUCUGUGCUAAAUUUGUAACAUUUACUUGUAAGCCUGGAUCCCAUAAGUUAUCGGGUGACUAGAACUUAAAACACAAUUGAUUCACAAAUAGUUUUGCAGGCAUGUAGUUUAAACUAUCUUAAGUCUAAUUAAACUUGGAGGAGGGAAACUUAAACUUAUAGGUUAUAUUUUUAAGUUUUUCAUGUUUAUGACUAAAUAGAUGUCAAUAAUAUCAUGCUUUAUAUUACUGUGCAAAGAUGACUCACAGCACACAAAGUAUAUAUGAUGUUAGACUAUUUUGCUUCCAUUUUUAAAAGUGUCUAUGCCAGGGACCUCAUAAUGAGUUCCCCGUAUUUAGGGAAUAAGGUAAGAAUGUUUUAUCCGUAAUCAAAAUGAGAUUGGAUACUUCCUGCAAUCUAUGAUUUCUAGAAGUUUCAAUCCUAUCUAAUCAGAUUAGAAAACUAAAGUGCAGGAUAUGCCUCAGAUGAUAUAACACCAGUCAAUUUGGUUGUAUGUAACAUAAAGUGGGAAAGCCUUGGGUGUCGAAGCGAGUUUGAAAAUGAAAAUUGCCUUUCAUGCAGCUUCUGCUUCAUUUUCCAAGGGUUACAAUAUGGUAGGUAAGCUUUUGGCACUAUGAAAGCCAGUUCAAGGCCACGUAAUGAAAAAUAUUUAGAAAACAUUUCAUCAGGUUUAGUCUUACAGAUACUAUUACCCUACAGUAUUAUUCAACCCAAACUGGAUUCUCCACUAUUCCCUGAACACACCUUGUAUUUGUUUUCUACACCUGCUUGUGCAGUUUACUUAUACCUUUACCCCUUCAAAUUCUAACUCUCCUUCAAGGCCUAAUUCAGAUUUUUUUUUACAGGGUGGACAGGGUCUUGCUCUGUUACCCAGGCUAGAGCACAGUGGGGUCAUCAUAGCUCGCUGCAACUUCAAACUCCUGGCUUUAAGUGAUCCUCCUGCCUCAGCCUGCCAAGCGGCUAAGACUAUAGACACAUGCUACCAUGUUCAGCUAAUUUUUGUAUUUUUUGUAGAGACUAGGUUCUCUCUCAGGCUGGUCUCAAACUCCCAGCCUCAAUUGAUCUUCCUGUCUCAGCCUCCCAAAGAGCUAGGAUUACAGAUGUGAGCCACAAUGCCCAGCCCUAAUUCAGAUUUUAACUCUUCCCUAAACCUGUCUGAAUUACUUGAGGAAAUACUCUCUCCUUCAUAAGAACACUAAUGGCAAACUACUACUAUUAUUAUAGCAUUUAACUGCAUACUGCCUUACAGGGAUGUGUAUAACAACCCUUCAUGAUUGUAAGGUCCCUGAAAAUAGGAUGUUAUUUGCUUUUUUAUUUGGUACCCACAUACACAUAAUACUUAGUACAUUUCCUUGCACAUAUAUAAUCAGUAAUGUAACAUCAAAUGUUGAGUGAGUGAAGUUAAAUGUGAUUAGCAAAGUAUGACUUAGAAAAAGACAAAAAAAGGAAAUUUGUAUCAUUUAAAUUUUUACACAGCAGAAGGUAAAGGAAAAUAUUUGCAACAUAUGACAGGGUUUUUAAUGUCUUCAGUAUAUGAACUCACUUCAGUUGGUAAGAAAAAACAAACCAACUGAUGAAAGGCAAACAAUAUUAAAAUGCAAUUCACAAAAAUACAAAUGCCUAAUAAAAUGUGAAAAGCCUUGAACCCUAAAUUAGUUAUGAAAAAUGAACAUAAAACAAUGUUGUUUAUGACACCUAUCAUUAAUAAUUAAAAACAAUUUAAAUCUCUGGAUUGGCACAGUUGUGGGGAAAUAGUCCUGUCAUAUUCUUGGUGAAUGGAAUGUCAGUUGGUACUUAAUUUUUAAGGGGCAGUUUGGCAAUAUCUAUCAAAAAUCAUGAAACCAAGUGUAAGCUUUGACUUGUUCAUAUAACCUGUUCAUUCACAUAUUGAGUGCCUACUGUGUCCUGAGCAUUGUAAUAAGAUUAAUAAAAUCCUUUGUGAUACUUUGAUUUUAAUGGGGGGAGGCAGAUUUUCCAAUUUGAAUUUAAAUCUUGAAGUUUUUUAAUUGAAUUUUUAGAAAUAUUGGAAAGUAAAGAUAUUUGAUACCUAAUAUUUAGCUUUACGUAUGUUUCUGUAUUUGAUAUUAAUGAGUGAAAGAAAACACUUAUGUAUGAGCCUGAAUAAAAUCUUAAGAGUCCUUAUAAAUACAACUCCCAUAGUUCCUUCUGUUAUCACAACAGAUACACAUGAAUCUUAACAUUGAUUCUGUGAUAGACACAAAGGAAGCCCUAUCCAUUUUGAGAUGGCUCUAUUUGUUACAGAACUGUCUGCCUUACAGCAUGCCAAAAUCUGCCUCCCUCCAUCUUCCAACUAUUUGUUCCUAUUUCUAGUAUCUAUCUACAAAGCAUAUAUUUCCCCCAUUCCCACCCCUGUUUUCCCAAAUCAUCUUUGUUUUAUUAAAUGGUAAAUCCAU
This is a messenger RNA of Lemur catta (Ring-tailed lemur), 4799 nucleotides long. It is a transcript of the gene ATG12, whose product is annotated as autophagy related 12. The record is from RefSeq and is a predicted model, not a curated record. Gene Ontology annotation, cellular component: phagophore assembly site membrane; Atg12-Atg5-Atg16 complex; cytoplasm. Gene Ontology annotation, biological process: nucleophagy; autophagy of mitochondrion; C-terminal protein lipidation. NCBI's taxonomy places the organism in Eukaryota, Metazoa, Chordata, Mammalia, Primates, Lemuridae. The transcript is spliced from 4 exons. The coding region runs from base 144 to 566 and encodes 140 amino acids.